AGUCCUGUCUUUUCCCAGUAUUUCGUACACAUAUAAACAUUCUGCGGCCACAGUGGCGAUGUAGCAUUUACUAUUUCGAAUGGUCCGUUGUUCAGAGAGCGUUGGGUGCCGCAGCGAUGCCGUGGAGGUGCUGCGUUCCCGGGUGUAAAGGCUACGACGAGGCCCGGUCUAUGGGCGUUGUCUUCCACGGUUUACCGACGAGGGACCCGCAGCGAUGCCGCGCGUGGCUCAACGCCAUCCGGAGCCCGCGGCUGGACGAGCACACCCCGGCGUCCCGGUACGGCGGCGUGCGCGUCUGCAGCCUGCACUUCCAGCCCGAAGACUACGAGGAGGACUUCCGCGCGCGGAUCCUGAACGUGGCGCCCAGGCCGGUGCUGAAGAGCGCCGCCGUGCCGUCGGUGUUCCCCCGGGCGGCGGCUAGCGGAGAGCCGGGCGGCGCCGACGCGUCACCGAGCGCUCCGAAGAGGAGCAGGACGCAGCAUCCACAGGCCAACACAGGAGCCCCAGUGAGCUCCUCCCGGCCGGACGAGAGCUUCUGCAUCGUGGUGUCGGUGGACGAGUCGGACAAAGAUUGCGCUUUGGUCCGCGGCCGCAGCCUGAUGGAGCUGUUCAGGCGCUGUCAGAGCUGCGGGCAGCCAAUCAGGGAUGCGCAGCUCCUCCCCUCGGGGGCUCGGGUCAGAGUGGCGUGGAGCUGCCAAGGUGGACACUCUGGGGUGUGGAAGUCCUCGCACAGCCUCAAGGACAUCCACCCAUGAGCGCUGCGCUGCUAUUAUUCUUCAUAAUCAGGUUUGGUUUUGUGACUUGCAGAGCUUCUUGGUGACGGCCAUCAGCCUGACGUGCCGCGCAGGAAGCACAUAGUCACAAAGCGAAAAGGGUUCAGGCUGCUGCACCCCCCCCCAAAUGUUUCAGUAGAAAAGCAACGGCUUCCAUUUGAAACGCAAAGUCAAAAAUGUUUUCACUUUUUCUCGCAUCUUAGUUACGACAUAUAAAUCAGUGAGUGUUUCAGACGUUUGGGAUUAGUGAUAAAUAUCAAAAACCAGACAGUCAACUGUAAACGAGAGACGAGUUCAGAAUGAGCUCAAUGACUCCGUCUUGAUGGCCAAUGAAGAGAGGAGCAGAGUAAAGGAGGUCUUACCAGCUGGGGCCAGCAGCUGAUGCCCACCUGAUCCUUCAGGGUGGUGAUGAGGAGGAUGAGGAGCAGCAGGGUGAAGAGGAAGGCCGUACAGCUCACAAACUCAAAGAAGUAGAGAGCGAAGCAGCUGAGGCAUCUGAGGACCGUCUCCUCCAGUACGAAGGCCACAAAGGACAGAAGCUGAGCGGGACAGACAUAUAUUUAUUUUGGUUAGAAGAUUUGAUUUUAAAUGUUUAUUCUAAUUAUCAGCCAAAUAUCUUUAGUGUUUGUACAUUUUUGUAAGAAUAAAAGUAAUUAAAUACAGGUC
Molecule: messenger RNA, 1439 nt
Organism: Pungitius pungitius (ninespine stickleback)
Lineage: Eukaryota; Metazoa; Chordata; Actinopteri; Perciformes; Gasterosteidae
Exons: 2
Coding region: 117-755 (212 amino acids)
Source: RefSeq, a predicted model, not a curated record